Daldinia decipiens is the source of this 978-nucleotide messenger RNA. RefSeq lists its product as uncharacterized. NCBI's taxonomy places the organism in Eukaryota, Fungi, Ascomycota, Sordariomycetes, Xylariales, Hypoxylaceae. The record is from RefSeq and is a predicted model, not a curated record. The transcript is spliced from 3 exons. The coding region runs from base 1 to 978 and encodes 325 amino acids.
AUGGCUCCUACUCGAAACCGAGUGAAUUUUAAGAACUACGAGACUAGCACUCGUCUGCUGGCUGCUGUGGUCGCAUCCCUCGAGGGCAAGGCCAAACUCGACUACGAUGUGAUUGCGUUACUAGUGGGCGGAGGCUCCACGGAAUCCGCUGUGGAGCACCGCAUGCGUCCUAUUAAGCAGCUAGGCAAGUUGCAAGUCGACUGGUUUAUGAACCAAAGGAAGGACCCGGGCGAGUUGCCUGUCGAGAGUGGAGAAAUCCAGAAGCUCUUCGGCGAAUCUACUGCCGCCGGCAUACAGUGGCAGAUGCGUGAUGUGAAAGCUCUGGGUCGUGCGCAGCGACAAGCCGUCGAGGCAGGCCAAAAUCCCUGGGAUGUUAAGAUCGAUGCUCCUCCACGCACCAAGGCUUCCGCCGCGUCAACACCUACGAGCAAGGGUGGCCGCACCCCCUCCACCGCGGCCUCUUCGAAGCGCAAACGCGGCCCUAAGAAAGCGACUCUAUCCGAGGAGGAUACUGGCCUUGACAGCACUGAGACCGACUACGACACAAAGGAUCUCCGCUCAGAUGACGACGAUAUCGUUCAGAUCACGCCCACACCCAAACGCCGCAACACCCAAGGUCCUAAUAGCGCCAGCACGAACAACACCAACACCGCCACACCUGUGCCUGCUAAGACUACUGGCGGCAAUGGCGGAAGCGGCGGCAGCGGCGGCAAAGAUGUCACGCGCUCUCUCUUCGGUAACGGUUCUAAGUCAGCGCGUGCCAACAAUAACGAUGACCAGGUCCAGUUCAUCGAUCUGAGCGAGGACACACCCCCGCCCCCACCCAGAACAUAUACGCGCGCGCCCCAAGUGAAGGCUGACCCAGAUUCAGACCUGGUAUCGGAGGAGAAUAGCCCAAUUAGACAGGGCCACGACGACCCUUUCGUCGGUAGCAGCGGCAUGUUCGACGACGACGAGCUUGCGGAUGGAGAGGUCUAA